Messenger RNA from Bradysia coprophila, 3022 nucleotides. RefSeq lists its product as uncharacterized. NCBI's taxonomy places the organism in Eukaryota, Metazoa, Arthropoda, Insecta, Diptera, Sciaridae. The record is from RefSeq and is a predicted model, not a curated record.
UCCAAUAUAUUUUUGCACGAACCGCAGGAACCUGUCGAACACAAUUUUUCGCUGUCAAUAAUAAUGAUCUGAUAAGCAUAAACAAAAUGCUUGUGUGUUCAGUGUUGCACUUGAUGUUUUGUUUGUAAUUUCCAUUUUAAGUUUUCGCUAUUCGCGAAGCAGUGUCCGGCACAGCCCCGACGUUUAAUCAUUUUACGACCAACGAAAGAAAAGAUGGAAGACCCAACAUUCGAAUCGACUAUGGUCAACAUAAGUACCGACGAGCAUAAAAGACCAUUUCAGUGUGCAGUCUGUGCUGUUCGUUUCGGCUCACAAGAAAAUCUGGAUUCACACAAGAUAAUCCAUCAGUCAGAUGGAGUACUGAAAUGUUACAUCUGCAAGAAACGUUUCGAGACGGUGUCAGCGCUGACGGCUCACAAUGUGGUGCAUUCGAAUAAAAAGUUCAAAUGUCAGCUAUGCGAUGUUUGGUUCAAAACUAGUGGGAAUAUGAAGGAGCACAUGAAAGUGCACAAAGGACUGGUGUUCAAAUGUUCAUAUUGCGGAAAGGAUUUCAAUAAAAUUGGAAACUUACGACUGCAUGAAAAGAGACACACCAAGUCGUUGAAACAGUAUCACUGUGAUCUGUGUCCAAGAAUUUUCUCUCAGAAAUGCUUGCUCAAGUACCAUAUGAGGACUCACAACGGUGAUCGACCCUUUAAAUGCUCGGCAUGUGAUUCUGCAUUUGCUGACAAAAGCAAUUUGAGGAAACAUUUCAGAAUUCACUCGGGUGAGAAGCCAUUUCAAUGCGACCUGUGCGAUAAGACUUUCAAUCAGAAGAGUUCACUAACAUGCCACAAGAGAACCCAUGUCACUUUCAAGCCCCAUGAAUGCCAACACUGCGGGAAACGAUUCGGUUUGAAUGAGGAAUUGAUUGUACAUUUGAGAGUACACGGCGAGAAUAGAAAGUUUCGGUGCAGCAUCUGUGAUGAUGAGUUCGUGGAACAUUGCUACUUGAAGUCUCACAUGCGGAUCCACGAUUUGAAAACAGCUGGCAAUAAAUCGGUGCAGGUGUUUAGAACAGCUGAUAUCGACCCGGACGAACCGACUUGUCUCGUAUCGGUCAAUGGUGAUGAAAAUAUGUUGGAAAGCAUUGUCUUGAAGAAGAGGCAACAGCACAAUAAACGGCCAUCACCACCAAAAUCGUCGGAAGUACCAUCAAUGAAACGAUCGACAACCAGAACUAAACGGCGCCCAGUCAAAGAAAUGACAAUCGAUGACAGUCAAAAGAAAAGCUCCAAUGAAGACACUACAUUAGACGACGUCACAGACUCUGUGUCUCGGUGUGAAUUUUAUGAAAUUUCCCCAUUGCUGGACAACGAUGUUAAAACUGAAAUCAAAGAAGAGCUCAACGGUAUUGAUGACACAACCGCCAGCAUUCCGUUUAUCAGUGUUUCGAUCAAAGUGGAGCCCGGCGAUUUGAUGUUCACCGACCAAGACUACGAUGACUCUUCCAAUCAUUCCAAUUUCGAUGUGGCUGCUCAAUCUGCCACUUCUGAUUCAGAAGAUGAAAAGCCACUCAUCCAACGUAUUGAUGCGAAACAUAGUGGUAAAGCUAGAUCCAGCCACCGUACACGAAAGCCAAUGGAACAAUUCAAACAUAUCAUCGAAUCGGCGUUUCCUGUGGUCCUUGUCGAACGACUACAGUAUCCAGCAAUCACGUCAGCUAAAAUUAAAAGUGAGGAAAUUGUACCUAGCGUUCCGCUGAAUGAAAGCAUUGAUGCGACAGAAGACAAUGUCAAACAAACUCCGGCCACGAAAGAUCGAUCAUUGUUGAGCAGUGACGAAAGAUCGGCUCUGUAUAAGUGUUCCUAUUGCCCGAAAGAAUUGAAAACCUGGGCCAGCCUGAUAAUGCAUGAACAAAUCCAUCGCAACACGUUCGACUGUCCAACUUGUCACAGCAAGUGCUCCAAUAUACUCGAGCUAAUCAAACAUGCCAAAGAGAAUCCGAGUUGUUCGCGAAAAAAUGACAGCUCCUUCAAAUGUACGAUCUGCAAUAAUGGCAUCAGCUACCGGAACAAAACGUCUUUCGACUAUCAUAUGACCAAGCAUUCGGGCCUCCGACCAUUCGUAUGCGAUGUGUGCAGCAAAACGUUCCGUUCGAAAGAAACGCUCCGCCAACACAUGAACCGUCAUGACAAUUCCUACAAUUACAAUUGCGAAGUGUGUGGGCGAGGAUUUCCCAAUAAGAACUCUUUGCAGCAACAUCAACUGAGCCAUACCGACUCAAAGCCCUUCAAAUGUGACGUGUGCAACAACUACUUCAAAUCCCAAGGACGAUUGUACAAUCACAAGAAAAUCCACAUGAAACCGCAGUUCAGUUGCUGUUACUGUAGCCGUCAAUUUACGAUCGUGGGCAAUUUGAAGAUUCAUGAAAUGCGGCACAUGAAGAGCGAAUUGGUCGACAAAUUCAAAUGCGAAAUAUGCGACAAAGAAUUCCUUUUGAAGCACGACCUGAGAUACCAUAUGCGUAAACAUAACGGUGAAAGACCUUAUCCGUGCACCUUGUGUCCGUCACGAUUUGCCGACAUUAGCAACUUGCAUAAGCACAUAAAGAUACAUACCGGUGCCAAGCCAUACGUCUGCCACUGUGGAAAAUCGUAUAAUCAACAGAGUUCGUUGAACACACACAAAAAGACGCAUUUGGUGGCCACUCUGGUCGAGAAAUUUCUGUGCAACCACUGUCCGAAGAAAUUUGCUCUAGAAGAGGAUUUAACACUUCAUCUCCGCAGCCACGGCAUCCAUAGCAUGUUCAAGUGCAGCUUUUGUGAAAAGGAGUACGAGUUGUUGAACCAUCUGCGCAGUCAUCGCAGAAUCCAUUUGAAUUUGCACAUGAAGAGAAGUAAAUUUUUGUGGCCCGAGAAAAUGAACGAAACGAUCAACGUAUCCGAUGGUGUGGAGGCGAUGAAUGUGGAUCUUGAGACUUAAUUUGUUGGAUGCGUUACGAUGAUACGUAACUUACUUUGUCAAUAAAAAUGUUUUUUUU